AUGGGGUUUAAAAUGUUUGUUCGAUCUGGCUCAAGUGGAAUCAUCUAUGAUUUUUUUUUGUAUUGUGGCGCAAAAAGCAGCGGAAGAGAAGAUUGUUCUGCAGAGAAUGUUGUUUUAAGAUUGACUGAACGAAUACCAAAAAAUUUAAACUUUAAGUUGUGUCUUGACAACUGGUUCUGUACUCUUUCUCUUUGUCUCAAACUAAAAGAAAUAGGCAUACUGACAACAGCAACUAUUCGUACAAAUCGAAUAGCAAAGUGUCCACUGCUUUCUGAGAAAGAUUUAAAAAAACAAGGUCGGGGGUCUUUUUCAUAUAAGGUUGAUGCAAACUCUGGUCUGUUGCUUCUAAGAUGGUUUGAUAACAAAUGUGUUCAUAUGACCUCAACAUAUUGUUCAGCUAAUACAUCUGGUAAUGUUAAACGAUGGGAUCAAAAAAAUAGGAAACAUAUUCAAGUACCUUGCCCGCAAGUAGUAAAAGAAUACAAUACUGGAAUGGGUGGUGUAGACUUGUCUGACAUGCUUAUUAGCUUAUAUCGAAUACCCAUGAAAACAAAAAGAUGGUACUUACGUGUGCUUGUUCAUUGCAUGGAUAUAUGUAAGAUAAAUGCUUGGCUGCUGUAUAGAAGACAUGGUAACCAGUUGAAUAUUUCUCAGCGUAGCCAACUUAACCUCCUUCAAUUUAGCAGUCAAAUUGCUAACGCUAUAAUAAUGAAAAGUAAACGAGUUGACAGACCUAUUGGCCGACCGAUAAAAAAAUUAUCAACUAAUUCUGAUUUAACCGAAACACGAGGUCGCAAAGUUCAGGUACCAACACCCCAAAAUGAUAUACGAUAUGAUGAGUUUGGACACUGGCCAAAUCCUUAA
Hydra vulgaris (swiftwater hydra) is the source of this 864-nucleotide messenger RNA. NCBI's taxonomy places the organism in Eukaryota, Metazoa, Cnidaria, Hydrozoa, Anthoathecata, Hydridae. The record is from RefSeq and is a predicted model, not a curated record.